Molecule: messenger RNA, 1008 nt
Organism: Malus domestica (apple)
Lineage: Eukaryota; Viridiplantae; Streptophyta; Magnoliopsida; Rosales; Rosaceae
Product: protein STAY-GREEN homolog, chloroplastic-like
Source: RefSeq, a predicted model, not a curated record
GAGAGAGAGAGAGAGAGAGAGAGAGACAGAGAGAGAGAAAGAUGGGAGCUUUGACUGCUGCUUCUGUGCUUCCUUGGGAUUUCAAGCCUUCAGUCUCUCUCUCUCGUCAUAGAGGCUCUUUGUUUCACUAUACAAGAACUCCCAAGAAAAGAAACAGGGCCGUAGUUCCUGUUGCGAGGCUAUUUGGGCCAGCAAUAUUUGAAGCAUCGAAGCUGAAGGUUCUGUUUUUAGGAGUGGAUGAAAAGAAGCACCCAGGGAAGCUUCCAAGAACUUACACACUCACUCAUAGUGAUAUCACCUCAAAGCUCACUCUGGCAAUUUCACAAACAAUCGACAACUCUCAGUUGCAAGGGUGGUACAGCAAGUUGCAAAGGGAUGAAGUUGUUGCUCAGUGGAAGAAAGUUAAGGACAAGAUGUCUCUCCAUGUUCACUGUCACAUAAGUGGAGGUCAUUUCCUCUUAGAUUUGUUUGCAAGGCUCAGAUACUUCAUCUUCUGCAAAGAAUUACCUGUGGUUUUGAAGGCCUUUGUCCAUGGGGACGGCAACUUGUUCAACAGCUACCCAGAACUGCAGGACGCUAUGGUAUGGAUCUACUUCCACUCGAGCAUUCCCGAAUUCAACAAGGUGGAGUGCUGGGGCCCACUAGUCGACGCAGCAGCACCUUCAAGUGGGUCAUCAGGCGGUGCCCACCACCAGGAAAACAACAGCGGCGGGGAGGGGGAGGAGGCAACUUCUCCAAGCAACUGGGACUUGCCAGAGACGUGUCAAGAGGAGUGCAACUGUUGCUUCCCACAACUGACUUCGAUUGCAUGGUCCCAAGAGCUUCCCCGUAUAAAUCAAACUAGGGUUGGGACCCACCAGAGCUUUCAGGGGCAAACCCAGGAAACAAACUAAAGAUUUUAUUUAUUUCUUUUGUUUAUUUAAUUAAUGUAAAUAGAUAUGUACCUAUCUGUUAAUACUAUUGCAAAAAUAUUAUUCUUGUCAGCUAUUUGUAUCAUUAUUUAAGUUA